Molecule: messenger RNA, 2595 nt
Organism: Cercopithifilaria johnstoni
Lineage: Eukaryota; Metazoa; Nematoda; Chromadorea; Rhabditida; Onchocercidae
Source: the annotation of a GenBank genome assembly
AUGGGAUUGAAUCGUGCAAACGAAAGGAAAAUGUUCCGGCUGUUACGGAAAACUUUAGUGAGCAUUUAUUUUUUAUUUCAUCUAUUUGCAUUAUUGAAUGCCAAGGAUUCUGAUAAGAACGAUUAUUUAUAUGAUAGUGAUAUGGAUGAAAAAAUAAGUGACCAACAAUCAUUGCGGAAUAAUGAAUUGUUACCUAAAAACGAUCCGGAAGAUGAUAUCAGUGGAAGAAAUAACAGUUUAUUUGAGAAAGGAAACGAAUCUGGUGCAAGCAGUGAUAGUAAUAUUAUGAAGCUAUUAACAAAUAAUUUGCUUGAUAUUGAGAAUGAUUCGAAUGAUAAAUUUACUGAUGAAGAAACUACAACAAACGAUCAAGGUAAAAAUGUCGCUUCCGAAAUUCUUGAUGAUAGCACUGAUAGUGAAUUACCAAUUUUAUGGAUAAAUACAACUUAUCAAGCUUAUGAUAUGGGUCUAGAUGUAACAAAAAUGGUUGAAUGUGCUGUAUGGAAUGUAUCAAUGCUAAUUAAUAGCACUGAUACAUCAUUGGAUCAAAUGAAUGUUACGGAGGAUGAUACAACUUGGACAACAAGCGAUGUAGAAAUUAUAAAUACGAGAAAACGUCUCCAAGAAUUGAAAUUGAAUGCAGACUUACUUGAUCAAUAUAAAGAAAUUGUAAUUGUCUUCGAAGAAAUCUGUAAGAAUUAUCCACGAGAAUUGUGGUUUUCAACAAUUGAAGAUGCACGUCAAUUAGGAAUAACAAAAAUUGAUUCAUUCAUUUGUGAUCCAUUCAAGGAAGAGUUGCAUCCCAGUGAGGAAAAAUUGCAACAAUUCGAGAAGCUUUUAAACGAAAUGACACAAAAUAUCACUUUAAAUGGAUUGUCCACGAAGUCUGAGGACAAUGUAACAUCUCAAACAAUUACACCAAAUACAUCAUCGAUAUCUAACGGACUCAGCUUGGCUCGACAUCUCAGGGAUGUAUCAAAGGAAGAGAGAAAUGUUGACGAAUUAGUGCCACUCAACAAUAAGGAUAGUUCAACAGAUUUGGAUAAGGAUUCAUGGAUCGAUGCUCAAGAGGAAUCUGGAGAUGAUGAGAAGGUGUUUAUCAAUGAUGAUGAUAAGGGCUUAAAAGCGCCAGUUGUAAUUAAAGUAGAUGGUAGCCUGCAACAAGCUCGAUUAUUAGUACAUAGUUGGAAUGCAAUUCAAGCAUUACGUCUAAAUAUACCGAAACACGUAUUUGAACGGCAUCAACUGAUCGGUUUAUUGCUUGAUGGUAUUUGCGCCGAUUUUGUGCCAAACGCUGUUAAUGAAUUCAAUGCAACCGAGUUCGAAGGAGUGGACAUUGAAGGACCAAUAGGAUUGAAUGUGACAACUUUGUCGUUAUCUGGCGUUAAUUUAACCGAAUUAGCUGAGAAGUUACGAAAUGAUACUGAAGUGGAUAUGAUACUUAGUAGAACGAUGUUCGAGGAAGAAACACUCGGUGGUUCAUUCAUUUUACCAGUUCUUCAAAAGAAUAAAUAUGAUCCAUUUUCUGCACCUAUUGUUUUUCAAGGUAGUGCGGUAGUUGUCCGCUUUGGAAUCUAUAUUGAAUCGAUGAGUAAUUUUCAAACUUCUACUAUGGACUAUGAUAUGGAUAUCUUUCUGAUGAUGGCAUGGCGUGAUGUACGACUGGUAAAUCCAUAUGAGAAAGCUAUUCUUGUUAAAGAGGAGGAAAUUUUAGAAAAAAUUUGGCGGCCUGAUCCAUUUUUUGCUAAUGCUAAAGAAGCUUCUUUUCAUGAAGUUACUUUUCUCAAUUUUCUGAUGCGAAUUUAUAACGAUGGAUUGGUACUCUAUGAGACAAGAAUAAAAUUGAAGCCAUCAUGUAAUCUCGUGCUCUGCAAAUAUCCACACGAUAAACAAACUUGUGAAUUACGAAUUAAAUCUUUUUCAUAUCCGUUAAAAACUGUACGAUUUGAAUGGUUUUCAAAUAAAUAUGAUGCAAUUGAUAAGAAUCCAGAUGUUACCUUACCUGAGCUUUACAUUCACCGCUACGAAUCAACAUAUUGCGAAAGAACAAGAAAAUCAGGUCAUUUUUCUUGUCUGAAAGCAGUUUUCCGAUUGAAACGUGAUGUUGGCUUUCAUAUCGCUCAAACUUAUAUACCAACUUCAUUGGCGCUAAUGUUUUCAUGGGUUGGUGUAUGGCUUCCAGAAGAGUUCAUGGAAGGACGUAUUGGUGUUGCAAUUACUGUACUUUUAACGUUAUCAACAGAAUCAGCUGGUGCUCGUGAACAUCUUCCAAGUGUUUCCUACAUGAAGGCAAUUGAUUUAUGGUUUGGUUUUAUUACAGCUUUUGUUUUCAUUACACUUCUUCAAACGCUUAUCGUUAUUGCAUUGGAUAAACGAGCCAAACAAUUGAGGAAGUCAGCAGAGAAGAAAAAAAGUGUAUUAACGGAGCAAUCACGAGAACUGAUGCUGGCUAGAGCUGAACAGUACCACAAACGCGGAAGGUAUUUGGAUAAUUUUUGUCGUUUAUUCUAUCCAUUAGGAUUCCUGAUAUUUCUAAUCGUGUAUUACUUCGUAUUCACCGAAGGGCGACAAAACGACUGCGUUUUAACUGGCUGA